Messenger RNA from Chelmon rostratus (copperband butterflyfish), 2043 nucleotides. RefSeq lists its product as uncharacterized. The coding region runs from base 212 to 1858 and encodes 548 amino acids. The record is from RefSeq and is a predicted model, not a curated record. The transcript has 11 exons. NCBI's taxonomy places the organism in Eukaryota, Metazoa, Chordata, Actinopteri, Chaetodontiformes, Chaetodontidae. Gene Ontology annotation, biological process: negative regulation of autophagy.
CGAGAAGGUGUAGCUGCACGAGAGGCUGACAGAAAAAAAUGACUCUAUUUAUAGGUGCACUAUCGUCGAACAAACAGAGCGCAUCUGCAGGCUUACCCAAUCGAGUGAGGGAGCGGAGGAGGAGGCUCGCUUUCGUUUUCUUGCAAGAGAGGCGAGGAAGUGAUUUGAAGUGGUCAGCAAAAGUUAGACGGCGCAGGGUUUUUGGGAGCUGAUGGAGUUUUCUGAGCACAUCAAGACCGCCAACGUGGAGGAUGUUGUGCUCCGACAGGCGCUACACCCGCCGAGCAGGGGCACCCUGUGCAUCACCGGCCACCACCUGCUCUUCUCGGACAGGGAGGAGGGCGCCUCUCGGCAGGUCUUACUGCUCCUCAGGAACAUCGAUGCCAUUGAGAAAAGUGUGGAAAACCUUUUGGCCCAUUCCGGCCUCUUCUCUAAUGCAGCCCGCAGUGACAGGACAUCUGGAUCUUCAGGGACAAUUACCAUUAAGUGUAAAGAUCUGCGUGUGCUCCAGCUUGACAUCCCGGGCAUGGAGCAGUGUCUCAACAUUGCGCACUCCAUCGAGACCCUGUCCUGUCUGGACAGUGUGUCAGAGAUGUAUCCUUUCUUUUACAGACCCUCUGAUCACAGCCUGCAGGACCAGUGGGGUCUUUCAUCCCCUGAAAAGCACUACAGUCAAAUGAAGGAGCUCCAUGAUAGGUGGAGGCUGAGCACUGUGAACAAAGACUACUCAGUGUGUCCCUCUUAUCCUCCAGCUGUCAUCGUCCCCAAGAACACAGAUGAUGACAUGCUAAAGAAGGUGGCCAAAUUCAGACAGGGGGGACGCUUCCCUGUCCUGUGCUACUACCACAGGAAGAAUGGCAUGGUAAUCAUGCGCAGCAGUCAGCCGCUGACAGGAGCCAAUAGGAAGCGCUGCAGGGAAGAUGAGCACCUCCUCCAGGCUGUGAUUGACGGCUCAGAUAAAGGUUACAUUAUUGACACGCGCUCCAGUCAGCAGGCGCAGCAGGCUCGGAUGACAGGCGGAGGGUUUGAGUCAAAAUCAUUUUAUAACCACUGGAAGAGACUGCACAGACAGAUGGAAAGGGGUAAAUCACUGCAGGAGAGCCUAAUUAAACUGGUGGAGGCCUGCGGUGACUCGUCCCAUAAUGUGGACCGUUGGCUCAGUAAGCUCGAGAAUUCAAAGUGGCUGUCUCACGUCCAAACUGCCUUGUCAACAGCUGGCCUGCUGGCAGAGUGUGUGGAGAGGGACGGUCAUUCAGUUCUGGUUCACGGCUCUGAAGGGACAGACUGCACUUUGCUCAUCAGCACUCUGGCUCAGCUAAUCGUGGACCCAUGCUGCCGCACACUGGAGGGCUUCCUGGCUCUGCUGGAGAGGGAGUGGGUACAGGCCGGACACCCGUUCCAGCAGCGUUGUGCCCACUCAGCCUACUCCCAUGCCCGCCUUCAGCAGGAGUCCCCGGUCUUCCUGCUGCUGCUGGACUGUGUGUGGCAGCUGUGGCGUCAGUUCCCCCUGGCACUGGGCUUCUCAGAGGCGCUGCUGCUUAGGCUGGCGACAGAGGCCUACGCGUCUGACUAUGGCACCUUCCUGUGCAACAGCCAUCAGGAGAGGUGCGCUCUAGCAGUGAUGGAGAACACUCACUGUUUGUUCCAGGCCCUGUUGAGGCCCAGGGAGAGAGAUUACUACUCUAACCCCCUGUAUGAGCCCACUGAGUUAGCAAUCUGGCCCUCAGUCCACCCGCAGUCCCUGCAGCUUUGGAGGGGCUUUUUUCUGAGGUGGACCCAACAGGCUCGUCACCUUGAAGAGGUUCAGGAGGAAAUAAGGAGCAUGGUCAUUGAGUGGGGGAAGCUGGCACUCAGCUGAUGCCCUCUCAGUGUGUGAACAAGCAGCUCAGCCUGAAUGUGUAGAGCAUGUUUUAAUGAAGAAUGGUACCCAUGUGCAAUGUCUUUUGACACUGGAAUUAUUAUUACUGAAGUCUUACCAAUCUGUUAUAUUUCAAUGUACAGUAUUUUUUUUUAUUCUGUCAUAAAAAGUGUAUUGUGAAAAGA